Messenger RNA from Caenorhabditis remanei, 1110 nucleotides. RefSeq lists its product as uncharacterized. Gene Ontology annotation, molecular function: protein dimerization activity. The coding region runs from base 1 to 1110 and encodes 369 amino acids. Lineage: Eukaryota; Metazoa; Nematoda; Chromadorea; Rhabditida; Rhabditidae. The transcript has 4 exons. The record is from RefSeq and is a predicted model, not a curated record.
AUGGUCCUUCUCAGCACAUCGCCACCGAACAUGUUCAAUCGCAAAACGACACAGGAGAAGAAACGACGCGACGAGAUUAAUGCGAAGAUCAAAGAGCUUCAGGAGCUGAUCCAGCAUCAAUCCGAUCAGGAGAAAUUGACCCAAAGCGAAGUGCUGAACCGAGCCGUUGAACUGGUGACCCGAAUGGAAUCCGAGUCGCCCGGCCCGUCAACCAACCCAAACCGCAAAGGAUUCUUCGACGGAUACGCGACCAUCGAGACCCUCACCUACACCUUCAUCAAAUCCCUUGGAGUGAAUUCAGAAGUCUGUCAGGAGUUCGUACAAAAAGCCAAGCAAUGUUUCGACCGGGAGAGGAUGUCACUUUUGGUGUCGACGUCCGGCAAAAACAAACGAAAAUCCGAGGAACGUCAUCACCACGACUACUCUGGAGUCUCAUCACCGUCGACUUCAGAAUCCGGAGGAUCCAUGGAUCGGAAGGAGGUGAAAAAGAAUCGGGAGCAGGAUAGAAGGGAUCGACAGGGCGAGGCAUUCGAUGCGUUGAAGAAUUUCAUUAUUGAGAAUAAAUUGAUGAGCCAUCAGCAAGUUGAAAAAAUGCAACGACUCAACACUCUCGACAUCAUUAUCAAUUAUAUCCGGAAUAAGAAAAACAACUUUGUGAGCAGGAAUGGACAGGAGCAGUCACUGUACACACAUGCGAUAGCAGAGGGGCAGAAGACUGGCAAGGCGGUUGCCUAUCAGUUUUUUAAGAGCGACCGCCACCUGAUCGUCCGUUGCGGUGAGCUCGAGAAGUUCUACGACUUCUCACUGGCUCCAAAACCGCUUAUCGGCUUCCCACGCCUUCCCCUUCCCCUCGGAUUCCCCAUCAACCCAUUCCUCCAGUUCAACCCAUUCCUCCCUAUCCCACAACCAUUACCACCACCACCACCACCACCAAUGUCACAACAAUCACCGUCCUACUCACUGGACUCACCACCACCAUCAUCGGACACCUCGACGUCUUCCAUCGAGCCGACGACGCCCAAUGAGAACUCGACGAUUACGUCACCUACCGUAGCGGUUACGGUACCUGUCGCCAAGAAGGUCGUCAAAGUGUUCAGGCCAUGGGAAUAA